Messenger RNA from Lactuca saligna, 1230 nucleotides. NCBI's taxonomy places the organism in Eukaryota, Viridiplantae, Streptophyta, Magnoliopsida, Asterales, Asteraceae. The record is from the annotation of a GenBank genome assembly.
CGAACCCCGGUCAGUACCGUGGGAGGGUACUAUGAUACCACUACACUAGAUGCGCUUACGCAUAAAUUUCUUUCAAAUAAUCAAAAUAAAGUUUGGUUAAUACUGAUAAUAUAAUAUAAUAUCCAGCAUCCAGUUAGAUUCCGGUCAAAACUCACUUUUAUUGCUUCUAACCAGAUCGCAAUUCUCGGGUUUGAGGUAUACGUGAAUUCGAAGAAAAGAUGAGGGUAAUCGGACUGACCGGAGGAAUUGCGACGGGGAAAAGUACUGUUUCCAACCUCUUCAAAGCUAAUGGAUUUCCAGUUGUCGAUGCCGACGUUGUCGCCCGUGAUGUAUUAAAGAAAGGUACUGGUGGCUGGAGAAAGGUGGUUGCAGCUUUUGGGGAGGAGAUAUUGCUAGAAAAUGGGGAAGUGGAUCGGCCAAAGUUGGGUCAGAUUGUAUUCACGGAUCCUUCAAAACGCCAGCUUCUUAAUAGGCUUCUUGCCUCGUACAUUUCAUAUGGCAUAUUAUGGGAAGUUUUUAAGCUAUGGAUAAAGGGUUGCAAUACCAUUAUCCUUGAUGUUCCUUUACUGUUUGAGGCGAAGAUGGACAGGUGGACAAACCCAAUCAUUGUUGUGUGGGUUGAUCCUGAAACACAGCUGAAACGCCUCAUGGAAAGAGACAGAACAUCUGCACAAGAUGCUCAAAACAGGAUAAAUGCCCAAAUGCCUUUGGAUGAAAAAAGGUCUAAAGCAGACAUAGUGAUUGAUAACAAUGGGUCUCUAGAGGACUUAAAUGAAAAUUUUAGAAAGAUAUUAGAUCAGGUUACCAAGCCCUUGACAUGGACUGAAUUUUGGCUUUCAAGACAAGGUGCUAUAGUGGCUGUUGUAUCAAUAUUUUCUGGUGUUCUUGGAUGCAAGAAGUUGGUUGCACGCUUGUGAUUUAAUGGAAGUUGUUAUGCCUUUGUGUAUGUAAUUUGCCAAUUUUUUUUGGGAUUCUUGUAUUGUCCUAUAUAAUUGGUGUCUCCAUUUCAUCACCAAGAUUUGAUCUUCAUCUUCUUUAUAAACUAGUUAUUUCUUUUUUCAGUUUUAGCCUUUAGGUGGACCAUUUAUGGGAUUUUUGAAGACAUGUUAUUACGUAGUAUCAGCCACAAGAUAUGGUAAAAAGUCAGACUCCCAUAUCAACCUCUAUAUACGUAUAGUUUAUGCAUACAUUGCUCCCUGCUGCUUGAAAAAUAAAAUAUGCAUCGAAGUC